This is a messenger RNA of Penaeus monodon (black tiger shrimp), 5992 nucleotides long. It is a transcript of the gene Taf3, whose product is annotated as transcription initiation factor TFIID subunit 3-like. The record is from RefSeq and is a predicted model, not a curated record. Gene Ontology annotation, cellular component: transcription factor TFIID complex. The coding region runs from base 139 to 3660 and encodes 1173 amino acids. Gene Ontology annotation, molecular function: protein heterodimerization activity. NCBI's taxonomy places the organism in Eukaryota, Metazoa, Arthropoda, Malacostraca, Decapoda, Penaeidae. The transcript is spliced from 9 exons.
GGGAUCAAUGCAAAAUGGCAGGCUGUGAGUCUCGCUCGGCGUCUCGGAAACACAAACUUUGACAGAAACCCAAAGUCUCAAUGAAGAAACGAACUUUAACCAGUGACCGAGUGAUGUGCAUAUACCCUAGAUUCUAAAAUGGCGAACCAAUUUAAGUAUGAGAUUCUCAAAAUAUCAGUAGCAGAGAUUUGCCAGACAAUCGGGUUCCAAGGCAUUUACUCAACCCCACUCGAUGUUUUGGCCGAUAUUCUGCACAGAUAUAUUUUCGAGGUCUGCAAGCUCACUCACAGAUACACCGAGCACUUUGGCCGAUCAGAGCCGAACCUAGAUGACCUCGGCCUCGCCUUCCUUGAUAUGGGGAUAUCCGUGUCAGAGCUGGAGGAGUAUGUGAACAACGUAGACUGCCCUCCUUUCCCGCACACGGUGCCCAAGAUCCCUGUCCCAAGGACUUCUAACUUGAACUUCCUGAAGCCCGGCGCAAGGGAGAUCCUCUCGCGACCCAUACACAUCCACGAACAUCUCCCACCCAUGUACCCCGAGAAGGAAGAGGAGGAAGUGGACAUGAAGGUGAACACAAGCCUGGACGAUGUGCUUGGAGAAGGGUCAUCCUCUCCAAUGGCCUCCCCGCAGCCUGCAGCCAAGAGGUCGUCUGACAGUGAUGUAUCACCAGCCAAGAAGCCAAAGUACUCCCUAGAUGAUGAGGGGCAGCCCGUCCGAGAGAUCGUCAGUGUGAUGAUGACGACAUCCGGUUUCAUAUCCUCUGCUCGUGAGGGCAAGCUCCCCGAGUCCAAAGUGCCCAACAUCCCCAUGGCAACACCCAGGAGCUCCUCACCCUCCGCUGCCAGUGCUCUUAGCAAGAAAAAGCUUGCUGUGGAGAAGUUGAUCCGGCAGAAGAACAACCAAGGUGGCCCGCAGAAGCCUCCCCCCUCCAAGUCACGUCCCACCAAGGACAAAGGCCCCUCCAAACCUGGCAGUAAGCCUAUGAAGGUGCUCAAGAUACCCAAAAUGCCCAAAAUCCCCAAGAUACCCAAGAUACCCCUGGUAAAGCCUGGCUCCUCUAUGCCCCAGCCAUCCCCUGCAAACACACCCCUGGCUGCCAGCACCCCUGGGCCCCCGGUGUCCCAGGGAGCAGCUGCUCCUCUGCCUACACCACCCAAGCUAAAGAUGCCUACGCCUAAAAUUAGAGUGCCCAAGCCCCCAAAGACACCCAAGUCUGAGACCAAAAAGGGCUCUUCCACACCCAAGGCAAAGGACACAAACAAGGACUCUGAGACAAAGAAGUCCAAGAAAGAGAAGGAUGCAGCCAAGAAGAAGGAGAAUGGUAAGGACAAGGAGGUGGGCAAGAAGGGCAAGGAAGGCAAAAAGGAGAAGGAAGGGAAGAAGGAGAAGGAGCCCAAAAAGGAAAAGGAGUCCAAGAAGGAGAACAAGAAAGAAAAAGAAAAGGAGCGUGAACGAGAGCGUGAGCUAAUUUUGGCUCUGGCAGCCUCUGCAGAUGUGACUGUUACAUCCAUUCCACCACCAGCCAAGGCACAGGAGGCCCCCCCAGACAAGUUGAGCAUCUUCAAGAAGAUCAAGCCUAAAGGGGAGGCCAAGGAAGCUGAUCGGACAGGUGAACGUGAAGUGCACCCAUCACGCGACAGCUCUCCAGACCUCAUGAUAGAUGAAAACCCUCGGAUGGCCCAGCGGAGGCCGCCCGAGGACCUGGCCGUCCUGGACAACCCUGUGCCUGCACUAGAUGCCUCCAUGGAUGAGCUGGAUUGCUCACCUGGAGACUUCCCCUCCUACCAGGAUGACAUGUCUCCACCAGGCACACCCUCCACGCCACGUACCCCAGAGCUGCCACAGCUGGCCGUUCGCAAAACACCUGAGAAGUGGAAGGGCAAGGAGCGUGGCAGAGAGAGACGUCCCAAGAAGGACCGCUCUAAAUCACCUAAGUGUGGCUUCAGCCCUGGCCGAAGAGAGCACUCGGCCUCAGAAAGUGAGACACCUGACCGCCCCAAGACGCCUGAGGUGGGGCUGCCCUUGGACAGCCUGGGUCCCCCCUCCACCUCCACCCCAUUCUCAUUGCCCCCCUUCCCCAAUGCACCUGGCUUUAUUCCCCCUUUCUCCCGCUUCCCUUUCAUUCCUCCCUAUGGUGGUCCCCCAAUACGGCCGGGCAUCCCCCCAAUGUCAGACCUACGGCUACCACCCAACAACUUCUUACAGAGACUGGCACCACCGGUCAGCAAGCGGCCAUUGGAUGAAGAUCACUUAGGCCUGGAUGAGCCAGAACCUUUAGAGCGCCCCCUCACCCCUCGGCAUGACAGGGACUUCAGCCCUCUACCACCCCCUGGCCACCCCUCCCCCCUGCGCUCACCUUCACCUACACAGUCGUCUGCAACGCCUCCUAGGCCACGCACCCCUGCCCACCAUUCCCCACCCCCACUUAUCAAAGUCAAGCCAGAGAAACCAGAGAAGUCAGAAAAGGAGAAGAAGAAGGAACACAAGAAGGAGAAGAAGGAGAAGGACAAAGAGAAGGACAAAGACAAGGAGAAGGACAAAGACAAAGCCAAGAAGAAGAAGGACAAGAAAGAUAAGGAUAAGGAGAAGGACAAACUAGACAAGAAGAAGGAGAAAGAAAAGAUGAAGACGGAGAAGAAGGAGAAGAAAAAGUGCAAAAAGGAGAAGGAGGAAGCUGCCCCAAGACUCACCAUGAAACUUGGGGGGGCCAGCUCUCCCAUGCGCACCCCUGCCUCCCAGGCCCCUGCUGCGGAAGCCAGCACACCCAAACUAGUGAUAAAGUCUGUGAACAAGCAUGAGGAAGACUCCGGGCCCUCCAAGUCAUCAUCAUCUUCAGGGGGCUCUCAGGACGACCAGCCAGGCUCACCUGAGAUUGCUAAGUUCUCUGCCCUGAUCACACGGCCUCCCCGUAGCCAGCAGAAGAAAGGGGAGUCACCCCCAGUGGUCCCCAUUCUCAAGAUCAAGGAGGUGCAGAGUGCAGCUUCCAAGCAGAAGGAACCUAAGGAGACUGCACAGGGACAGCCCAAGGCCAAGGAGGCCAAGGAUGUGCCACCACUGAAGAUCAAAACUCCUACCCCAACGCCAGCCAAGGGGCCUUCAACACCCAAGGCAGCCCCCACGCCAAAGACACCAGCAGCCACUCCCAAGAUGCCAGAGGAGAAGAAAUCACCAGGAAGCAAAAAGGUCCGGGAAAAGAAAGAGAAGAAGGAGAAGAAGGCAAAGGAGCUCAAGUCAGCAGGACCAGCCAUGCCUGGUGGAGCUGGGCCUAGUUCCAUGCCAGCCAGCAGCCUGGACGUGGCCCUCAAUCCCCAGGUGCCAGCCGUGCCACCCCCUAUUAUGUCACCUCCCAUAGACACGCCCAAGAGUAGCAAGAAGCAAGAACAGAGCACAGGACUUCUCACAGAGACUGUUGGACCAAUUGGGCAUUUUGUGGAUGACCAAGGGAACGAGGUUUGGAUUUGUCCAACAUGUGGCAAGCAGGACGAUGGUUCCCCCAUGAUUGGAUGUGACACCUGUAAUGAUUGGUAUCACUGGGUGUGUGUGGGUAUUCAGGUUCCCCCCAAUGAUGAUGUCAACUGGUACUGCCCACGCUGCCUCUCACAACACAAGCAGCGUGGGGCACCUCCAGACAAAAAGAAGCGUGGACGGAAGAAGAAAUAGAAGGACAGUGUUAGAUGGUCCUCUGCCAUAUGUUGAAUUAGGAUAUUUGUUAUUGUUGUCUUUUUCCAACUCAAAGGAGCACACAACUUCACAUCUUCCCCUGUAUGUUUCAUUGAGUGUCAUCUGGGCACCAAAGCCAGGCUGCACUGGACUGGGGCUUGGGGGUAGUAGCACUUGGAUGUCCUGUCGGCAUGUACUGCCUCCUCCGUCUACCUCCUAGCAGGCCAAUGUGGUGGAUGUGGGACCACAAACAGACUCGUUUGCAUUGCAUUCAGUGUGUGUGUGUGUGAGUGAGUGAGUGAGUGAGUGAGUGAGUGAGUGAGUGAGUGAGUGAGUGAGUGAGUGAGUGAGUGAGUGAGUGAGUGAGUGAGUGAGUGAGUGAGAGAGAGAGAGAGAGAGAGAGAGAGAGAGAGAGAGAGAAUGAGUGAGCGCAUGCAUGUUUGAAUGUUCUAUUGCCUGAACUUGGUUUCUCCAUUCAGUGAUUUGAUGGUCUUCUUUAUUAUAAUUUUUAUUUAUUUAUUAUUUUUUUUGUUUUUUUGUUUUUUUACUAAUUCAUCAUCAUGUUCCUUACACCUUUCCAACCAUGUCCCCCUUUCACAUCCAUUGAUGGACUCGUGUAAAGUACAAGCAUGCGGCCGUGCUCAGUAAGAUUGGCCCAAAAGUUGUGAUACAUAGUUUUCCUUCUUUGUUGGUCUACCCCUGUUACACAUAUUUUAUAUAGUAGUAAACUUAUGACAAUGUAAAGAAGUUUGUUUUUUAUUUAUUAUUUAUUUAUCUUUCUUUUUUUCUCGUCAUUCUCCAAAAGUUACAUUUGCCUAAAAAAGAAAAAGAAAAAAAGGUAAAUGUGAAAUUUUAAAUACCUUGGUUUUGGGAUUAAACAGGAAUAUAGUCAAGAUCAUAGCAGUGAGGAAGAACACUUUGCACAACAAUAAUACACUUAUUUUCCAAAUUUUGGUACUUAAGUUAUAUAUAUCAGUAGUAUAUAAACAAUGAAAUGAAUUAUUAUUAAUAUAUCUUUAAUUUUUUUUUUUUUUUUUUUUUUUUUUUUCUGAACACAUCUGAUUACAAACUCUUGUUUAAAGAGUCUUCCAUGUGCCUUCUGAAGGUUCCAGUUUUAUUUUUGUAGUAAUUCCAAAGACUAUAUAUAUAUAUAUGUUGGAAUGUAUGUAUUAUUUCCUUUCACCUACUUACCCUUCCUAAACUUCCAUUACACACCCCCCAUUAUUUUGUAGUCUAUUUAUGUUAUCUAUGAUAUUUUAUCUCCUUUCCUUUCCUCCCAUAAAUAUAUAAAUGUAUCUUUCAUCUAUAUUUUUCUCCCUCCCCAAUGUUCAUUCAUAAUUCAGUCAAGCUCAAUUUACUCAUAAGCCAUUCACAGAUUUCCCCAUAGCUUUUAAUCCAAAACCUUUAUCAUUCUUUACAGCUUCCCUCCCCCUCAUCCCUUUCCCCUCCUUCUCGAAAAAAAGUAGAAAAAAAGCCAAUAAAUAAAGUUUUAUAUAGCCUUAGGAUAUGUUUUUAAAAUGAGAGAAAUAGCUGCAUUUACUCUUCACAUUUUCGGGCUUCUUUCUUCGUCUGCUGUUGCAAGAGUGCAGUGUCCCAGUCUUUGGUAUUUAUCAGAAUUGAAAGACAAGCCUUUGUGUUUAUUUUUUUUUUUUAUUUUUUAUUUAUUUAUUUAUUUAUUUUUAUUUUUUUUAUUUUUUUUUAUUUAUUUAUUUAUUUUUUAAUCUAAACUUUGCACCAUCAGCUCGACAACCCAGUGGAAGUGUUAGUCAUUUCAUUGAGGAAGCUGUUACUGUUCUUUCCCAGAUGCUGGGGCAAUUCAUCAGCUCCCACAAGACAUUCAGAAAAAGAGAAUAAAUGUUACUAUGCACACACAGUAGUUCUUCCCAAAGUUGUACUUCAUAAUUCUUUUUUAUUGCCUGACAGUUGUAAAAAAAAAAAGGAAAAAAGAAUAAAAAAAGAACAGGUUGAUAUUUUUGUUACUAUCAUAGCUCUAGAGAUUAAGGAGUGGUUUGCUGUGGAAUUCCUUCCCUCUGGGGGUAAGGGUAGGCUAGCACUAUACAGGUUUUGCGAAUCAUAUAAUAGGUAGAGACAUUUAAUAAAGACCUGUAUGACACCAAGUGUGAUUUUUUGCCAUGAGAUGCCCCAUCCCACACCCCCAACCUCUGGGCAUCAGUUAUUUAAAAUAAAGAACAGUUUUACAGUUCUAAAAAGUACCUGCUUUGACUCUGUGUAACUUUAUUGAACAUUAUUAUUGUUGCCUCUUCUGGUAUUUGUUUAUUAUGACUUUGUAGAUAUUUGUAAUUAAAGUAUAAAUACAUGUGAGAAAUAUGUA